Molecule: messenger RNA, 660 nt
Organism: Vavraia culicis subsp. floridensis
Lineage: Eukaryota; Fungi; Microsporidia; Pleistophoridae
Product: hemolysin III family channel protein
Exons: 1
Coding region: 1-630 (209 amino acids)
Cellular component (GO): membrane
Source: RefSeq, a predicted model, not a curated record
AUGCAGAAAAAACCUGUUUUGCGCGGUAGAAUACACCAGCUUGCACUCAUCAUCUCCUUCAUCUUCCUGAUCCUGCAUCUUCUAUACUCGCUAUUUACGCAGCUCCAUCUAGGCACCCUGAUAAUACUUACCACCCAGUGCAUCCUGUACGGCACAUCCUCGUACUACCACCUCACGUCUUUCAAGCACACGCGUACCGAGCGGCUUGCACAGCGAAUCGAUCAUAUGUGCAUAUUUCUGUUCAUCGCCAGCGUGCACUCAAGCAUGGCACUUACCCUCAAGCUGAUGCACACCAAGCUGAUAUUGAUGACCACGUGGAUGAUAUUCGUGCUGGGAGCGACCAAAAUAUUUCUGGUGGAGAAGGUGGUUGAGGCGAUCGAUGUUGCGCUGUACAUCGUGCAUGGAAUGUCUAUCACCUUGUUUUUGAAGUUUGAAAGCUUGAGAAGUGUUUAUAGGAUGGUGCUUUCUUUGGGAGGACUGCUUUAUGUGCUGGGCGGUAUCGUUUUUGGACUGGAGAAGCCUGAUUUGGUGCCCGCUGUUUACGGGUACCACGAACUUUUCCAUACGUUGACAGUGCUGGCCAACGUGUGCUUCUUGAUACCGAUCAUCAUGUUUUACGUAUCGUGGUAGAGCCGUAAGUAAACGCAGUUAACUGGUGUA